GUGGAUUAGGUAUUACCGAGCCCUUUGUACAAGCUUGGAGAGCGCUUGUUUCUUUUCUCCUCAGAUAUGCAGGGACUGAAGUUCAGUGCAGUGUCUAAGUCAUCUUCUGGUCAUAAUGGAAGCCAAGAGUGAACGAAGAAGUGAGAGGUCAAAGGAACCAGCCAGGACUUCACCACGGCAGUCACAGGACAACUUCAGCAGAAUGAUGAAUGAAAACAAUAAUGCAUUUAAAAAUGUCCGCCGAAAGCCAGGCCUUCAGAUAUGGACCGUCAAUAAAAUGCAAAUGGAUCCCGUUCCACCUCAGGCCUUUGGCAAUUUCUUUGAGGGAGACUGUUACAUAGUUCUAUAUAUAAGUGAGAAUAAAGGCUCCCGCCAGUCUGCUGAUAUCCACUACUGGGUUGGAAGAACCUCCUCUCAGGAUGAACAAGGUGCUGCUGCCAUCUACGUCACCCAGCUGGACGAGUACCUGGGUGGGAGUCCGGUCCAGUACAGGGAGGUGCAGGGCUACGAGUCACCGCGGUUCAGGAGUUACUUCAAAAAUGGCCUGAUCUACAAGAAGGGUGGAGUGGCCUCAGGUUUCAACCACGUUGAAACAAACGCCUACAACGUCCUGCGACUGCUGCAUGUCAAAGGGAGGAAGGAUGUCACAGCAACAGAGGUGGAGGUGUCAUGGAGCAGCUUUAACAAAGGAGAUAUAUUUCUUCUGGAUAUCGGGAAAGCUAUAGUGCAGUGGAACGGUCCCCAGAGCAACAGAAGAGAGAAGCUCAAGGCGGUCUUGUUGGCUCAGGACAUCCGGGACAGGGAACGCGGAGGUCGCGCUCAGAUCGGUGUUGUGGAAGGAGGAGAUGAGCGGAGCUCGCCCGAGCUCAUGAAAUUCCUGACGACUGUGCUCGGACCAAAACCGGCACAGCUGAAGGAGGCCACUUCCGAUGAUGUGCCUGAUAGUGCGCAGAAAAACAGUGUCCGACUCUACCACGUUUAUGACAAUAGUGGGAAUCUAGUGAUUCAAGAAGUGGCCAAACAACCUCUGACACAAGAUCUUCUGAAAUCCUCGGACUGUUUCAUUCUGGACAACAAAGGGUCUAGUGUGAUGGUCUGGAAAGGAAAGAAGGCCUCCAAAGAAGAGCGACAAGGAGCUAUGAAUCGGGCACUGAGCUACAUUAAAGCAAAAAAGUACCCAGCCAGCACCACUGUGGAGGUGAUGGCUGAGGGAGCAGAGUCAGCAAUCUUUAAGCACCUGUUCAAAUCCUGGACAGACAGAGACCAAACUCAGGGCCUGGGUACCACACACAACGUUGGAAAGAUAGCUAAGGUCGACGACGGAAAGUUUGACGUGAUGGAGCUACACGCGCGCCCUGAACUGGCAGCACAGUACCGCAUGGUGGACGAUGCAUCAGGAGACGUUAAGGUGUGGUGCAUUGAGAAUUUGGAACUGGCUGAAAUAGACCCAAAAACCUACGGGCAGUUUUAUGGAGGAGACUGCUACUUGGUGCUGUAUUCAUAUAAAAGAGCAGGCCAGCAGCAGUACAUACUCUACAUGUGGCAGGGACGCCAUGCCACAAGCGAUGAGAUUGCAGCAAGUGCCUUCCAGGCUGUCAAUAUUGAUAACAAGUACAAUGGAGCCCCAGUUCAGGUCAGAGUGGUCAUGGGAAAGGAGCCCCGCCACUUCCUGGCUAUUUUCAAAGGCAAACUUAUCAUUUUUGAGGGAGGAACAGGUCGACCUGGUGUGGUUAACCCUGCCAAAGAUGCCAGGCUCUUCCAGGUGAGAGGGACUAAUGAGCUGAAUACUAAAGCCACAGAGGUGGUGGCCAGGGCCGCUUCUCUAAGCUCCAAUGACGUCUUCCUGCUGAAAACUGACAAUAUCUCCUACCUGUGGUAUGGAAAGGGCUGUAAUGGGGAUGAGAGAGAGAUGGGGAAAGCGAUGUCUGAUGUGCUGUCCAGGCAUGAGAAGCGGGUGGUGAUGGAGGGCCAGGAACCUGCUGAAUUCUGGAUAGCUUUGGGUGGAAAGGGCUCCUAUGCCAGUGACAGGAGAUUUGAGAGGGAGGAGCCGCUUCACAGUCCCCGGCUGUUCGAAUGCUCCAAUCAGACGGGGCGCUUUAAGAUUACUGAGGUGGAUGAUUUCGCCCAGUGUGACCUAGAUGAAGAUGACGUCAUGUUGCUGGACACCUGGGAAGAGCUUUUCUUGUGGAUCGGUAACUCCUCCUAUGAGUAUGAGACCAAAGAGGCGUUGAACAGCGCGCGGGAUUACCUGAGAACUCACCCGGCUGGACGUGACCCUGACACGCCCAUCAUCUUUGUCAAACAGGGAUACGAGCCGCCCACCUUCACCGGAUGGUUCAAUGCGUGGGAUCCCCACAAGUGGAGCGGAGGCAACUCCUAUGAGGAGAUGAAAAACAAGCUGAGUGAUUCAACAUCUAUCUCACAGAUCACUCUAGACCUGAAGAACACUAAGCUGAACAAGACUCCCGCUGGGGGAGGUGGGGGUGGUUACAGAGCACCUGGGGGCCCUCUAACUUCUCCGCCACCCAACAAGGCCUACUUCCAAGAUGAAACAGAUUUUUUCCCCAGACCCUCUAGUCCUACAAGACCCCAGUCUGGGAUGUCCUCCUCCUCUCCUAGUUCCUUGUCCUCUUCUGGAGCUGGAAAGUUUUUUGACCCUGAGCUCCUCGUCAACAAGACUCCAGACGAGCUACCAGAAGGAGUGGAUGCCACCCAGAAAGAGGAUUAUCUAUCUGACCUGGACUUUGAGAACCUGCUCAGUACUACUCGCGCAGACUUCCAGCGCUUGCCAAAGUGGCGCCAGAAUGAUUUAAAGAAGAAAGCAGGAAUUUUCUGAGAAGGAAUCACACAUCUCCAGCCUGUCUGCUGAGAAAUCCGCUUGUAAACCAAACUAUACGGCAGCAUUUUAGCUUCUGACCUUCAUCUCAAUAUUUUGUUUUGCUGUCAGAGGGGUAAAAAAAAAAAUCGACCAACAUCCCAAGUUGUUUAGAUUUAACAAAUGGUAUUUAUGAUUAUGACCAUGAAUGUAACUUGUAAUAAUUUAAAGGACGUGACUGACAUUUCUAAGAUUAUUUUUUUAAUUAUUCUGCUUUAUAUUUAUCUGUAUAUUUUUUUUUCAUUUCAUGUAGAUCAUACUGAGAUGAUGUUUUGCUAGCAUUUUAUCUGAAUCACAAAUGCAGUGAAUAAACAGAAAACCAUUGA
Messenger RNA from Maylandia zebra (zebra mbuna), 3201 nucleotides. RefSeq names its product villin-like (gene vill). Gene Ontology annotation, biological process: cytoskeleton organization; barbed-end actin filament capping; actin polymerization or depolymerization. Gene Ontology annotation, molecular function: actin filament binding; phosphatidylinositol-4,5-bisphosphate binding. Gene Ontology annotation, cellular component: actin cytoskeleton; cytoplasm. The record is from RefSeq and is a predicted model, not a curated record. Lineage: Eukaryota; Metazoa; Chordata; Actinopteri; Cichliformes; Cichlidae.